AUGUCGCCGUCUACGACUACUCCUCCUCCUCCAGUGAGGUUUGUUCUCCUCGACUUUCCUGCUCCCCAUGUCCUGCUUGUCACGAUAAACCUCGAGAAGCAGAUGAACUCUCUGCCGGUCGAUGCGGUAUGGGAAAUGCAUCGAGUUUGGAAAUGGUUUGACGAUGAGCCCGAGCUACGCGUGGGGAUUAUCACUGGGGCUGGUAAGAAGGCUUUCUCAGCCGGAAUGGAUCUGAAAGAGCGUCAAUCAAUGAUAGCAUCCGACUCAAUUUCCGCCUCACGGCAAAAUUCAUAUCCCUCAACGGGGUUUGCUGGCCUCACUCGACGAAAAGGCAGAAAGCCAAUCGUAGCGGCCUGCAAUGGACAUGCCCAUGGUGGAGGAUUUGAAAUCAUUCUCAACAGUGACAUUGUGAUUGCGUCGGAAAAUGCAGAUUUCAGACUUCCAGAUGUUUUACGGGGGACAGCUGCGAUGGCCGGUGCUUUUCCACGGCUGUGUAGGACGUUUGGUCUCCAAAGGGCAAUGUGGCUCGGUUUAACAGCGCAUACUCUGACUGCACAGGAAGGCCUAGCAUGGGGGCUUGUCCAAAAGAUCGUAUCAAUUGAUAACCUGGUUAAGGAAGCGGUGGAUGUUGCGAAACUUAUCGCUAGCAUGAGUCCUGACAGCGUCAUUGUCACAAGGGCGGGUAUCCGACAGGCAUGGGAAACAAGCAGUGUCGAACAUGCUACGUUUUUGACAGGAGAGGCAUACGCGGCUGACUUGAUGGCUGGGGAGAAUGCGAAGGAGGGAAUGCUGGCAUUCAAGGAGAAGAGACUCCCGAAAUGGGUACCGUCGAAGCUAUAA
This is a messenger RNA of Paracoccidioides brasiliensis Pb18, 840 nucleotides long. RefSeq lists its product as uncharacterized. The record is from RefSeq and is a predicted model, not a curated record. Bases 1 to 840 code for a protein of 279 amino acids. Gene Ontology annotation, biological process: fatty acid beta-oxidation. The transcript is spliced from 3 exons. Gene Ontology annotation, cellular component: mitochondrion. Gene Ontology annotation, molecular function: enoyl-CoA hydratase activity.